Messenger RNA from Adineta steineri, 3363 nucleotides. NCBI's taxonomy places the organism in Eukaryota, Metazoa, Rotifera, Eurotatoria, Adinetida, Adinetidae. The record is from the annotation of a GenBank genome assembly.
AUGUCGACUUCAAUUGUCGACGAACCUCUAUCAGAAUCUUAUGAUUUCUAUGAUGCAAAACAAGAAAUUAUUGUAACAUUAUAUGCUAAUGGUGCUUUCGAAGUAAAAGAUAUUGAUAUUGCUAUUGAAACCGAUUCACUUGAAAUUCGUACACCAGCAAAAGAAAUUUGGAUAUUUCAAUUAUGGGCACAUAUUUAUUCUGAUCGAGUUGAAAUUGAAACAACAAUAAAUUCUUCACGAACACAAACAUCAAUUGAAAUACGUUUAAUUAAACAACAACCACGUGUUAUUUGGCCACAAUUAUUUAGUUUUCAUUCUACACCAAUAACACCACAACGUGAUGGACAAUUAAAUGCCUAUGAAGAUGUCAAUAUGUUAGAUCAACAACAAUAUGAUUUAGCAAUAAAAAAGAUUAAAACUGAUUUUUUCGAAUCAAAUGAAACAUUUACAACAUAUAUUUAUAUAAAACAAGUACAUGAUUGUCAAAUACAAUUUACCGAAACAAAUUUUACAGCUAGUUUUCAAACUGAUGAUCAACAAUUUCUUAAUACACAUUCGAUAACAUCGGAUAAAUUAAUAAAAUUAUUUGUUCGCGUUAAAGAACGUAUUAUACCUACGAAAUGUUCAUUUAAAAUAACACCAACACUUAUUGAAAUAUUACUUGCUAAAGAUAAUCCAAGUAGUUCAAAAUGGGGUCGAUUAGAACCAAGUGAAUAUUCCGAAUCACGUCCACUUACACAACAAACAACACCAACGACACCACCAUCAUCACCGAUUUCUGCAUCAUCAUCAUCAACAAAUAUUAAUUCAAAUAAAGCUAUCCCAUUACCACCACCUCCGCCACCACCACCACUUCCUUCACCAUCUACGACUCGUCAACCAGAGAAAUAUCCUUCUGCAUCAGCAUUUGCAUCAUCAAUUCAUCAAAAAGAUAAUACGACACCAAGUGUAUCUAUAUCAUCAUCAUCAAUUGGUUUUACUGGCAUUCAUAAUCCAGCGAAUUCAUGUUUUAUGAAUGCUGCUGUUCAAUGUUUAUCUAAUACACGUGAAUUACGUGAUUAUUUUAUUCAAUCUUAUCAUUUAUCCGAACUUAAUCGAACAAAUCCAUUAGGUAUGAAAGGUACAAUGGCGGAAGAAUUUGGUAGUUUAAUUAAAAAUUUAUGGAAUGGAAAAUAUAAUUGGACAAAUGGAAAUCGAUUACGAAGUUUAGCUUCUCAAAGACAUCAAGAAUUUGUUGGUAAUGGACAACAUGAUGCACAAGAAUUAUUAACAAUAAUAUUGGAUGCUAUUCAUGAAGAUCUUAAUCGAGUAGUAGUUAAACCUCAAGUACCACCAGUAGAAGAUCAAGGUAGAUCUGAUCAUAUUGUUGCUGAUGAAUAUUGGCGUGGUUAUUUAAGUCGAAAUGAUUCGAUUAUUGUUCAAUUAUUUACAGGACAAUUUAAAUCAAAAACAAAAUGUCCACAAUGUCAUAAAGAAUCAGUUACAUUUGAUCCAUUUACAUCACUUUCUGUACCAUUACCUAAACGAAUAGCUGUGGAUACAAUUGUAACAUACAGAAGUGAUGAAAAACCACCAAUUAAAUAUCGUAUUGUCAUGUCAGCAGAUGGUUUAAUUGGUGAAUUUAAACGACUUUUAUCUGCUAAAUGUGGUUUACCAACUAAUAAAAUGUUAGCAUAUAAACUUCGAAGUAAUCGUAAUGUAGAACAUCUUAAAGAUGAUGAUCGACCAACAUCAGCUGGUUACACAUGGAAUAAUAAUGAUAUUAUUUACAUAACAGAAACAUUAACAAGUGCUGAAUGUAAUAAUGAACCAAUUAUCCAUUUAACAUUUAUUCAACGUGUAUUUAAAUUAUCUGAGUAUGUUUCAUCAUGUGGUUAUUGUCAAGCACCACCUAAUCCUCAUAGUACAUCAAAAUUUUGUCUUAAUUGUCAUCAAGUAUCGUAUUGUGAUGAUGUAUGUCAAAAACUUCAUGCAACAGAACAUAAAAAUUAUUGUGGAUUUCGUUUAUCAGAUAAUUAUGAAAUCAUUGGUAUUCCGUUUAUUAUUUCAUUACCGGAAUCAAAAUUAACAUGCGAAAAUGUAUUCGAACAGAUUAGUAUUUAUGCUAAACGUAGUGUAGAUAUUCAUAUAGAACGUUCAAAACAUAGUCGACGAGCAAUACUAAUAAAUGAUGAUUAUGAUCGUAUUAAUAGUGAUCUCGAAGAUGAUGAAGAUAGUUUUAGUGACAUUGAAAAUGUUGAUUGGCCAACAAUAAAAGAUACACUUUCAUCAUCUGAUUCUUGGUCUAUAUGUCGUUUAGGUGAUUAUUUUGUUAAGAUUGGAAAAAAUAAACGUCGUCGUCAUCAUGAUGAUAAUAAAACAAAUCAUAAAGAAAAAAUCUUAAAAAAUGAUGUAUUAAAUAGUGAUAGUAAUAGUAGUACUGAAGAUUUUGAUAUGCUUGAUGAUAUCUAUGGAAAUCAACCAUUAUUUCGUUUAAUGCCACAAAUAUCAAAUAAUUCAGCGAAUAAAAUCAAUAAUAUUCAACCAAUUGUCGAACCUGGUCGUGAUUCUGAUAAGAUCUUACGUCAUACAACAUCAUUUUCAAUUGAUUGGUUUACAGAUAAUAAAAAUGAAGCACCAUUACGUGUUAUACCAUCAAAACAUCGCAAUGGUAUCAAUGGUCUUAUUGAAGAUGAUAGUGUACUUGAUUCAUCUUGUGGUGAUCAAGAGAUAACACUUCAACAAUGUCUUCAAAUGUUUAUUGAACCUGAAGUAUUAGGUCCAGAUGAUAAAUGGUAUUGUCCACAUUGUAAAGAACAUAUGCAAGCUGAAAAGAAAAUGUCUGUUUGGCGUCUACCACCAAUUCUUAUUAUACAACUUAAACGAUUUAAAUAUUAUCAUGGUCCAUCGUAUGGUUAUUUAUCAGAUUCAAGAGUUAAAAUUGAUACAAAUGUUAAAUUUCCAGUUCAUGAUCUUAAUAUGGGACCAUAUUGUUCAUCGACUACAGAUUCAUCUCAAACUCGUUAUGAUUUAUUUAGUAUUAUAAAUCAUCGUGGUAGUGCAUGGUUUGGACAUUAUACAUCUUAUGCAAGACUUUUAUCUUACAAUGAUCCAGCUAAAACUGAAAUCGGUUGGAGAAAUUUUGAUGAUGAACAUGUAUCAUCAUUAUCAAAUGAUAAGGAUCUUGCUCGAUCUGAUGCUUAUGUUCUUUUUUAUCGUCAUCGUCAUUUACCUGUACAUCUUAAUAUUAAUGAGCAAAAUUCAUCAUCACCAAUAUCAAUGGAUACAUACGAAGAUGCAGUAUCAACGGAUAAAUAUGGUGAUACAGUAAUAAUGGAAUCAUCAUCAUCUUCAAUGAAAGAUAUAAAUGAUCUUUUAAGCUAA